GAUUCCUCUUCCGGUGAGCAGACGAUCUGUGUGUGUAGUCCGUGGGUGAGGUGGGGCAGAGAGUCUCCCGGUCAACUUGUUAAAAAGUUCACUGCGUGUCGGUUUAUGGCGGAAUUCUCCACGAGCGGCACUGAAACACGUUAGCGGGAGUCAGGUGGAGCUGUGAGACGCUGGACUGAGACAGACCGGGGACAUGGCGUCCAGUAAGAACAAGAACCAGACGUCUCUGGUCCUCCAUAAGGUGAUCAUGGUGGGCAGUGGCGGCGUGGGGAAGUCAGCGCUCACCCUGCAGUUCAUGUACGACGAGUUCGUGGAGGACUACGAGCCCACCAAGGCCGACAGCUACAGGAAGAAGGUGGUCCUGGACGGCGAGGACGUUCAGAUCGACAUCCUGGACACGGCCGGGCAGGAGGACUAUGCCGCCAUUAGAGACAACUACUUCCGCAGCGGCGAAGGUUUCCUGUUGGUGUUCUCCAUCACGGAGCACGAGUCCUUCACCGCCACGUCCGAGUUCAGGGAGCAGAUCCUGCGGGUGAAGGAGGAGGAGGCCAUCCCUCUGCUGCUGGUGGGGAACAAGUCGGACCUGGAGGAGCGGCGGCAGGUCUCUGCUGACGAGGCCACGGCCAAGGCCGGCGAGUGGGGGGUCCAGUACGUGGAGACCUCGGCCAAGACCAGAGCCAACGUGGACAAGGUGUUCUUCGACCUCAUGAGGGAGGUCCGUAAGAAGAAGAUGGCCGAGAGCAAAGACAAGAACGGGCCGAGCGGCAAGAAGAAGAAGAAGCACUGCCUCAUCCUGUAACCUGCACCCUGAGGUGACACAGUGCCAAAACCAAAGAGAAACAGUCAGACGGACUCAAACAGGCGGCGGCGGCGAUGGCGGCGGCAGGUCGCAACUCAAACACUCGCUCCGUCAGCUGAGGAGGAAACACUCCUGAUUAUUUUCACACCUCACCUCCAGACGUGUCGGAGGAGUCUCACCUCCAUUUAUUCUUUAUGUCCAAAGCUGUCGGUGUUUUUCUGCUUCCUCUUUAUGUUACAGAUUCUGCUCUGUGUGGCCAAAAGUAUGUGGACACCUCACAGGGGAAAUGUCAUCCAGAACGUCCGGACACAGCAGUUUGUAAAACAUGUUUAUACCACAGAUUAUAUCAGAUUAAAUAGUUAUCUUAAUAAAAAAUAAUUAUUUAAUCUGAUAUAAAUAAAUAAUAAAUAAUUAUUUUAAUAAAAAAUAACUUCCCCAACGCCUUUUCCUGGCAUUAUCCUGGCAGGACACGUAGCGAUGUCUCAUUAAAAAACAACCGCUUUUUAUGGAGCUAUCCUUGUGGGAAAUGCAGCGCUGUCUUGCUAAAAAAAAAAAUUAAAAAAAAAAAAUCCGCUUUUUGAAACAUUAUCCUCAUGAGAAAUGCAGUGAUGAACAUCCUCUUUUUGUGGCAUUAUCCUGUCAGUAAACUCAGUGAUCUCUGGAUAAAAAAAACUGCUUUUUGUGGCAUUAUCCUCGCAUGAAAUGCAGAGAUGUAUGGGUAAAAACAACUGCUUUUCAUGGCAUUAUCUUUGGGAGAAAUGCAGCGAUGUUUGGGUAAAAAAAAAAAAAAAAAACGCUUUUCAUUGCAUUAUCUUUGCAAGAAAUGCAGUGAUGUAUGGGUAAAAAAAACCAACCCCAUUUUGUGGCAUUAUCCUCACAAGAAAUGCAGCGAUGUAUGAGUAAUAAACAACCUUUCUUCGUUGCAUUAUCUUUGCCAGAAAUGCACCAAUGUCUGGAUAAAAAACAACCGCUUUUCGUGGCAUUAUCUCGCAAGAAAUGCAGUGAUGUAUGGGUAAAAAGUAACCCCAUUUCGUUGCAUUAUCUUUGCCAGAAAUGCAGCCAUGUAUGGGGAACAAACAACCUUUCUUUGCUGCAUUACCUUUGCGAAAAAUGCACCAAUGUCUGGAUAAAAAACAACCGUUUUUCGUGGCAUUACCUUUCCAGAAAAAAAGAUCAUCAGGUCUGUUUGUUUGAGGUCUGCAGUUCGGCAGGUGUCUCGCCUGGGUGUCCACAUACUUCUGGCCACAUAUUGUACACGUUUCCUUUCCUCUCCUGUGUUGUUGUGACUGCUGUGACGAUCUUGUGCCUGUGAUCACAGACGGACGGACUGUACCUUUAAGUGUCCUCCAGUCGUCCGUCUGUCCUUCAGUCUGAGUCUUCUCACACAUUCCUCGUGUUUCACUUCCUCACACUCCUUUUUGUACGAAGCUUUGUCUUCACUCCCCAGCUAAUCUAUAAUUUAUAAUCACGUUUAUUAAAAGGGAAUCUCUUGUAUUUAUGAUGUCUGUGGUUUGAAGGGACUUUAGACACGUUGGUGUCGUCGUCGACUCAAAGUCAAACUAAUGAUUUGAUAAUCAAAGAGAGGGCUGAUCACUGAGGCUCGAUUGUGACGAUCAGACGGGUUUUUUCUUUAUGUAAACAUAUUUCUGCACCAUUGUUCUGCAUUAAAGCACCACUAUAAACCAUGUAACACAAGUUAAAAGUAAAGUUAUUUGCCAAAUAAACGUUAUAAAGGAAAAAAGGGAAAUAUUUUAUUUACUGCUCCGUAGUUUCUGUGAAGAAAUAUGUAACUUGGUACUUCACCUCCUGGAGUCGUUUUAGUAGCUGAACAUUUUAAGAUGAGACGUUUGUCUUCCAAGAAUUCAACAUAUAUAAAAAAUAAAGCUUCAAAAAAAUAAACGAAUAUUGAAUAUUGGUUGUAAAUUGAGUUUUUCUUUUAGAAAAAUUCCCAAAAAAGGUGCCAAAUUACAUGUUUCUGUCAAGGAAAUAAAAAUAAAAUUACAAAACAAAGUAGUUCAAUGCAUAAUUAUGUUCUUAUUGUUUGUGUUUAGUGUUCAGUUAUCUGUUUGAAUUAAAUUCAAUCAAAAAUC
Epinephelus fuscoguttatus (brown-marbled grouper) is the source of this 2889-nucleotide messenger RNA. RefSeq names its product ras-related protein ralB-B-like. Lineage: Eukaryota; Metazoa; Chordata; Actinopteri; Perciformes; Serranidae. Gene Ontology annotation, cellular component: plasma membrane. Gene Ontology annotation, biological process: Ras protein signal transduction. The transcript is spliced from 5 exons. Gene Ontology annotation, molecular function: GDP binding; GTP binding; GTPase activity. The record is from RefSeq and is a predicted model, not a curated record. Bases 194 to 799 code for a protein of 201 amino acids.